AUGGCUCCGUCCCCUGGCACACCUCUGGGUGGCGAACGCCCUCGGCAACGCAGCCACUCACCUCGCGGGGGGGCGGCCCUCCACGACCCCAUGGACACCGACGGAGGGCAGCCUUCCUCUCGCGGUCGAGUCUUUUGCCCUGUGCCUGGAUGUCUGCAAGGCGACCCCUUGCGGGCACGAGGGUGGGCUUCGGUGGCAUCCAUGCAAUCGCACAUUGAUGCGCACCUGGCAGGCAGUCUUCACGGGGAUGUGCCCAUUCCUUGGCUCCACUCGCACAACCGUACUCGCUGCCUUGAGUGCGGGCUUAGCGUCUCCAGUCGGCAUGGCAUACACCCAACCUGCCGCGCGGCUGCCAGGGCCGCAGCCGGUGCACCUCGCAGCGCCGCUGCCGGUGACACCUUGCCAUCACUCGACGCAAUCCUGCUGGGCCGCACCCGCACGCUUCGACAUGUGCCUGCCGCAGCCCGCUACCUGUGGGGGAAAGUGUUGACCCGAGCCCUUGCAGCAGCUGCCCACCACAACGACAUCAGGGCUUGGCAAGAACUGCUCAUGCUUCCGCAGGCGGUCCUUGAUGCCCCACAGCGCGGAGGGCGCAAACACGCCAAGGCCGUGGCGGCCUACACGUUGGAUCGCUUGCAGCGGUGGGAGUCUGGCGAAAGGGCUGGCCUUUGGGAAAGCCGCCGGCCCCCAUUGCCCCCCAGUGGCCGUGAACGUACUGCCAACCAACGCAAAGAGCUUGCUACUGGCUUGGCCCGGGAAGGCUUCGACAGUAAAGCCUGCGCAGCCCUUCUCGCCGACGGCCUGUGCGCAGAGACGCCUGCCACAAUCGCAGCACUCCAACAGCUGCACCCCACCCAGCCCAACCCAGCGGUGCCACCGUUCCACGAACUGUGCCCAGGCCCGUUGGUCGAGCCUGACAUGGUCGCAAAAGCUCUACGCAGCUUUCCUGCUGCAUCCGCUCCUGGCCCCUCCGGCCUCCGAGUGCAGCACCUUCGGGAUGCAUGCUCCCCUGGAACUAUAGGCACCCUGCACCAGCACUUGGCCGCCGUGGUUGCGCUUCUGGCCAAUGGUCAGGCAUGCGAAGCGGUGGCGCCUGUGCUCUGCGGUGCACACCUGGUUGCCGUCCCGAAGCCAAAAGGAGGCGUGCGCCCCAUCGCCAUCGGGGAGCUCUUGCGGCGCCUGACCGGAAAGUGCCUCAUGAGCCAACUCCACACUUCGGCCCGACAGCAUUUCUUCCCUGCCCAGGUCGGGUUUGGCACCACCAUCUUGCAAUCCGCUUGUGGCGUCCAACAGGGUGACCCGUUGGGCCCUCUGCUGUUCGCUGCUGCUUUGCAACCAUUGGCGGAGGAACUUCGCUCUGGCCCCCUCGACCUGGCAACCUUCUAUCUUGAUGACGGCGUCAUUGCCGGUGACAUCGACGCUGUCUCGGCGGCCCUCUCCCACACACAGGCCCGGUGUGCGGAGUUGGGCCUGCGCCUCAACCUUGCUAAGUGCGAGAUCAUCAAAGUUGGGCUCACUACUGAUGGGCCCUUGGCCACCAAGUUCCCAGAUACCCUCCUCCGGACUAGCAGCGGGGAGAGCAAGGUUCAGACUCACUUCGAGCUGCUGGGGGCAGCCAUUGGAGAUGCAGCUUUCAUUGCUGCCCACACCACCGCUCGAGUGGCCAAAGCCAGCGCCCUCUUGGAUGCCAUCGCGAGCCUGGAAGACCCUCAGGUGGGGUUACGGCUUCUGCGCUCGUGUGCCGGACACACCCGCAUGGUCCACAGCCUGCGGUGCAACCCGCCCGAGCCGCAGCUGGCUGCCCUGCAAGCCUUUGACCACAAGGUCCGCAGCUCCUUCAGCACCUUCAGCAUGCUCACCGGCAUCCACCUCAGCAAGCCACAAUGGGAACAAGCUGGGCGUGCGUUUGGACAGGCUGGCUUGGGACUUCGGUCCACCAUCCACGACGCCCCAGCAUGCUACUUGGCCUCUGUCGGCUUCACGUCGGAGAGGUCCUGCCAACUUGACGCAGCCUACAACUCUUUCCCCCCACGUGUUCAGCCAGCGGUCACCACUGCACUGCAAGCCUUCAACCAAGCAGCUGCCGCCCCCUUGACGGUGGAUGUAGCUCUUACCAAGAACCAGAAAGCCCUCACGAUGCUGCUAGACACCGCCAGCUGGGACCGACAGCUGCAGACCGCCACUGUUGUUAGCCAAGCUGUUUUGCGGUCCGAGGCUGAACCUGGGGCCCGUGCUUUCCUUGCAGCGCCGCCUUCUGGCAAAACUCGGAUGGAGCCGGCGGUUUUUGUCACAGAGCUUCGGCAACGGCUGGGCGUGGCUGACGCCAGCACGGAAGCUUGGUGCCCGCGCUGUGAUGGGGUGUUGGACACGUUGACCCUCCACGCAGCUGUGUGCUGUGCAGGAGGCGAGCGCACUGUCCGCCACCACGCACUCCGGGACAUCCUCGCAACUUGGGUUGACCGAGCGGGGUUGCAGCCAGAGAAAGAGAAGGGAGGACUCCUGCUACCCCAGCACCCUGACGAUUCCAGCAGCAUGCGGCGGCGGCCGGCAGACUUGUACGUACCUUCAUACCUUGGUUCACCUACUGCCUUUGACCUGGCCGUCACGACCCCCUCGCGGCAGGAAACCUUGGGAGAAGCAGCGCGCACCAGUCUGGCGGCCGCUUCUGCGUAUGCGGAAACCAAAGCAGCCCAUUUGGACACUGCUGCAGCAUGUCGGGGGCAAGGGGUUGAAUUUUUCCCCCUAGUGGCCGAAACUACAGGCGCCUGGGAGCCGAAAGCUGCCGGCUUCCUCCGCAAGAUCUCCAGCGCUGCAGCUGCCCGUGAAGGGGCCGAUGGAGAGGGGCUCCGUGCCACACUUCUGCAAGAGCUGUGUGUGGCUGCUCGAACUGUCCGGGCCCAAGCAGUUUUGCGCCGACGUGCUGAGCUCGCCAUGGCAACCACACCUCCUGCCCUGUAG
Cladocopium goreaui is the source of this 2958-nucleotide messenger RNA. Lineage: Eukaryota; Dinophyceae; Suessiales; Symbiodiniaceae. The record is from the annotation of a GenBank genome assembly.